AUGACCGCCGAAAAGACUGAAAGCACCGUCAAACCCGUGGAGAAUGAUAGUCUACCGGGCGAAAUCCUCGAGGAUGACGGUGAAGUCUUUAAGGAUAAUGCGGACCACGCAAAGUUUCGUGCCCUGGGGCUCAUUCCGACCAUCAUUGUUCUCAUCAAGCUCUGCUUUGCGACUGGAGUGUUGUCAAUUCCCGCUGCCCUUGGAGUUGUGGGCUAUGGACCAGGCGUCGUCCUUUUGACACUAUGGAGUGCAUUGACUAUGUAUUAUGCCUUUGUCAUGUAUCAAUUCAGGAUGAAGUACAAAGGUAUUCAUAAUAUCGUCGAUGCUGCGAUGCUCAUGGGUGGACCAAUUGCACGAGAGGCUACUGGUGCUCUUUUCCUUCUGACUUGGACCCUGUGCACUGGCUCCGGAUUUGUUGGGUUGUCGCAAGGUCUCAGGAUCCUCGCCAAUGGCAAAGGAUGUAGCAUCGUCUGGACACUGGUCGCCGCUAUCGCCACUGGCAUACUUUCGAGCAUUCGAACUCUCGGGAAGUUAGCUAUCCUCACUUGGAUAGGGUUCGCCAGUAUUUUUACGGCAGUUUUCAUUGUGGUGGUUGGUGUAACAACCAUUGAAAGGCCUGCUGCGGCGCCUCAAGAAGGCCCCUUCGACCUGGGUGUCAUCGCUGUAGGACAUCCCGGAUUUGUCGCAGGACUUGUCGCGGCGCUGAAUCUUUUCUCUGGAUUUGGCUCAACCUCCACCUUUAUGCCUGUCAUGGCAGAGAUGAAAGUACCCAGAACUUUUCCAAAGGCGCUCUUUAUUUCUCAAGGCCUUUUAGUUGCUUGCUAUAUUUCCUUCGGCCUGGUCGUCUAUGUAUAUUGUGGAAUUUAUGUCGCCAGUCCGUCUCUUGCAAGUGCAGGAGGAACACUCGAGAAGGUAGCAUAUGGUAUCUCCAUCCCGGGUUUUAUCAUGACCUCGACACUCUGGACCCACGUCGCUGCCAAGUUUCUUUUUGUCCGAAUCCUUCGUGACUCUGAUCAUCUGCAAAGCAACAGUUUAAGGCACUGGGUUACUUGGCUAUCCUCAACCAUCUCUCUAACAAUCGUAUCCUUUAUCCUCGCUGAAGCCAUCCCCUUCUUCAGCUUGAUUUUGGGCCUCAUUGGUUCCCUUUGCUGUUCUCCAACCUGCCUGGUAAUUCCUGGUUUCAUGGGCCUCUACAUGCAGCGAGGCAACUACACGUCCAGCAGGAAGAUUAUGGCACUUUGUGCUCUGCACUGCGUCACUAUCGUCGGGGGCUCAUUCAUGGCCAUUGCUGGUACUUAUACAACCAUUCAGAGUAUUGUUGACGCUUAUGCUUUAAACUCUGUGGCGAGGGCAUUCAGGUGCUCAUGAGUAGGAUGAGUCCUACCUUUUACAGCAACUUGAAUAGUCUUUGUUCAUACUCAGAUAUCCUACCUUGGCCGAGUGCCUGACAAGAGCGGACAAGGUAAAUCCGG
Messenger RNA from Exophiala oligosperma, 1472 nucleotides. RefSeq lists its product as uncharacterized. The record is from RefSeq and is a predicted model, not a curated record. Gene Ontology annotation, cellular component: vacuolar membrane. The transcript is spliced from 10 exons. Gene Ontology annotation, biological process: amino acid transmembrane transport. The coding region runs from base 1 to 1368 and encodes 455 amino acids. Lineage: Eukaryota; Fungi; Ascomycota; Eurotiomycetes; Chaetothyriales; Herpotrichiellaceae. Gene Ontology annotation, molecular function: amino acid transmembrane transporter activity.